Messenger RNA from Actinia tenebrosa (Australian red waratah sea anemone), 8234 nucleotides. RefSeq names its product cation-independent mannose-6-phosphate receptor. Gene Ontology annotation, molecular function: D-mannose binding; signaling receptor activity. Gene Ontology annotation, biological process: lysosomal transport. The record is from RefSeq and is a predicted model, not a curated record. Gene Ontology annotation, cellular component: trans-Golgi network. Lineage: Eukaryota; Metazoa; Cnidaria; Anthozoa; Actiniaria; Actiniidae.
GGCGGACGAAGCCAACAAGAUUGUAAUUCUUUUUGUUCUUAUAUGUCUCGUAAAAUAUUCCUCUUUCACAAACUUGAUUCCAAAAUGUUCUCUGACUGUAGGAGGGAAGACAUUUAAUGUAACUAGCAGGACGUGGCAGUACAAAAUAGGAGGCUAUACCUACAGCAUAAAUCUCUGCGAGAGCUUAAACCUCCAAGCUCCAUGUACAAAAUCAAGGGUUUGCAAGGAUUCAGGAUCGGCGUUUCACGACUUAGGAGGAAAGGAUUCGAGUAAAAUGACCACGUCUCUUGCUGUAGAUGGGUCGGGAUUUUCACUUGAAUACAGCGAUGGAGUGUGUGACAGGAUUYCUAGUGGUAAAACCUCAACUUUGAUUCAAAUGAAGUGUGGAAAUACCAUGGGCUCACCAAAGCUCAUAGAUGAGUUCACCAAUGAUAAAUGCGUUACAGUGUUUGAGUUUAUAACAAGUGAAGCUUGUAAAAAGCCUCCAGCAGCAGCCGAAGUGCCGUGUUCAUUCUACAAUGGUAUAAGUAAUAAGAAAAUUGACCUGUCGCCACUUAUCAAGGUCACUGGUGGAUAUGAAGUUGUUAGUACCAAUUUCUCUGAGGAUUUCUUCAUUAAUGUCUGUCGUGACAUCACACCAGAGAAGCAAGGCGGUAGUACAUAUGGUUGCCCUAAAGGAAGCUCAUCUUGCAGAACACAAACAUCAGCUAAUCAUGCUGCCGUCACGAUUGGUAAGGUUACAGCUGGAUCAAUGCCAAAGUUGAUGCCGUCAACGGAUCAUGUGGUUAUGGCAUAUAACACUACAAGUACUGUUCCUGGCUGUAGAGGAAACCCAUCAACACAAAUAACAUUUGUCUGCCCCAAGGAUCUUAAUCAAGCAAGCGGUAAAGGUCCUGUCAUGACAUCAGUAGAUAACUGCAUGUACGAGGUAUUCUGGGAGACAGAGUAUGCAUGCCCACAAGAACAGCUACUGUCCAACAACAGCUGUAUCCUGUCAAACGAGUUUGUCCAGUUUGACCUGACUCCAUUACAAAGACCCCCUGGUCAUAAUUACAAGGUUAAUGGAACUGAUAUCAAGUCAUCCAAGGAUUAUUUUUAUUAUAUCAAUGUCUGCCGCUCAACCAACAUCCCAGAUUGUUCUCCCUCAGGUUAUAAUGCAUCAGUCUGCCAAGAAGUCCCAGACACUAACAGCGUAGUAUCCCUAGGCGUGUACUAUGAACAGACUCUAACCUACACUGAUGGCCAGUUGACCCUUAAAUACAAAGGUGGCAAAGUGUGCAGUGAUGGGUUCAAAAGGGAAACUAUCAUCAACUUCAAAUGCAACCCCCUGGCCGACCAAGGGAAUCCAGUGUUCGGUGGAGAGCUGUCUCACUGUGUGUAUUUCUUUGACUGGGAAACAAAGUAUGCCUGUCCCCCCUCUCGACGCACYGGCUCGUCAUGCCGAGUCACUAGUGAUAAGGGAAUCAGGUUUGACAUGUCUGAACUGGUUCGCGUAGACCAGUCUAACUGGUUGGCUAUUGAUGGCGAAACUAGUAGCUCAGACCGUAAGAUUUACCUCAAUGUUUGUGGCAAACUAGCACAGCAGUCUGAGACGUCAAAAUGUGAUGCUGAAGCUGCGGUAUGUUUGGUUAAUAAAGAUGGAUCUGUCAAGAGCUUGGGAAGGUACCUGGAUCCUCCGACGUUGAACUCAGACAAGUCCUUGCAGUUGACCUAUACCAAUGGGGAUGAAUGUAUCAAGGGUGUUCGUAGCAGGACCAAUAUCACGUUUGUAUGUCAUCCAGGUGACUUGACCAGCCCUCCUGUUCUCGUCAGCCAUUCACCAGAUAACUGUGAAUACACGCUUAUGUGGGAAACUGCGGCUGCCUGUUCUCUUGGUGUUAAUGUUGGUGACAAUUGUAAAGUGGAGGAUAAGGAUGCUGGGUAUGUCUUUGACUUGAGCCACAUACCAACCAGACCUUACUUUGAUGGGAAUUUUGCAACCGUCAAACACGAUAAAUAUGACUACUAUUUACAAGUAUGCAAAGCAGCCAAUGAAACGUCCCAAAGACCAUGUUUCAUGAAUGCAAGUGCUUGUCAAAAGGAUUCAUCUGAUAGUAAAAACCCAAAAAUAGUCUCCAUGGGAUUGCCAAACUUGAAGCUCUACUAUUAUGACGGAAUAAUAAGACUGACGUAUAGUGGUGGAGACAAGUGCAGCAACAACAAAGCCAGGGAGACCCAUAUUUCAUUUGUCUGUGACCCCAGAGCUACCCAUAAUGGUGAUGGGUUACCCGAGUAUGACAGGGAGGAACACUGUGUUUAUCAUUUUAGAUGGCCAACCAAGUAUGCUUGUCCUAGCAAGGACACUUCUCCUGCCUAUCAAACCAAAGAUAAAUGCACAUAUAAAUUCCGUUGGGAAACUGCUUCUGCUUGCCUUAUCACCAAUGUCGUGGGCUCAAACUGUUCUGUACAGGACCCCAAGUCAGACACUGUCUUCAAUCUCUUCCCUCUCAACCGAAAAUCUGAUAAUCCCUACGUUAUGAAAACACUAGCUGGAAGGACUUUUCAGUUGAAUAUAUGUGGUAAUCUUCAGGCAAAAGCAUGUGGCCAAGGUAAGGGUGACGUUGCUGUUUGCAUGAACGAAACAAAUGGUAACGUGAUCAACCUUGGAGUUACGAGCCAACAGCUGGCCUUCAUGGGAGAGACGUUGGUCUUAACUUACAGAAAUGGUGACCGUGAUAUAAACAAUGGCUUUCCUAGGAUCACAAAGGUUAGGUUCUAUUGUAACCCUGAAGAGCCCCUUGGUCAGCCGAAGUACAUUGAACAAGCAAGCGAGAAGGAUGGUGAAGUGUUCUACUUUGAUUUCCAGACGUCUCUGGCGUGUUCUGCCAAACAGGUGCAGUGUGCUGUUGUGGGUCCCAGAAAUAAGAAAUAUGAUUUAACACCUUUGGGUUUAAUAAAUGGUAACUGGGAAGCAGUAGACACCCGUGCAGCAUACAGCCAUCUUCACUAUUACAUCAACAUAUGUAAGGCUAUCAAUCCUUCAGCUUCCAAUGACAUCAAGUGUCCAGGAGGUGCCAUAGGUGCUUGUCAGGUGGACCACAAGACAUCCAUGGGACAUAAUCUUGGUUAUAUACAGAGUAAUCCUGUAAUUACGUCUGAUGGUGAGGUAACCAUACGUUACUAUGGUGGAGAUGCUUGUCAUGGUAAAUACAACAGAAGCACAAGAAUCAACCUGUCUUGCUCAAAAACUAUGGGAUCCCCUGUGUUCCGUGGAGAGACCCCUGAGUGUGAGUACAUCUUCCAUUGGGAGACGCCCAGUGCAUGUCCGCUGACCAGUGAAUACGGCACGGGUUGUACAGUGAUUGACAGGCAAUACAACUAUCAGUUUAACUUUUUGUCUUUGAGUGGAAAGGAUUAUAGUGUUUCUGGCCUCCCUGGCGGCGGAACUGUGAAGUUUGACGUGUGUGAGAAGAUCACAGGCACGUCUUGCAAGGGUGAAAACGUUGCAGCCUGUCUGAGUACCGCUGGUGCAYCAGAGGGCACAAUCUUGGGCACGACAUCCAACAACAUAACCUACCUGGACGGGGAACUCUUCAUCUUGUACCGCACAUCAACCUGCUCCUUGAAGGUAACCUUUGAAUGCGACCAGGAAGGCAAAAACAAACAACCAGUCUUCGAGAGUCUGAAGGACACCUGUUACUACAGCAUCCGCUUCCCAACUAUACUGGCAUGCCGACCCUUUGCGCAUGUGCAGUGUAGUCUUCGGCGGGAAAGCAACGAUAAGAUGUCGGAUCUACAGUAUGACUUUACACCUCUGGCAAAGAGAAAUGGAAAUUGGAAGGCAGUGACGUCUUCUUCAUCCAAUACUAGCCCUACUUACUGGAUCAACGUUUGUCAGCCGAUUCACCAGACCGGAGAUGCCAGAUCUUGUCCUCCGACUGCUGGGGUGUGUAAAUAUGAUCCUGUAAAGAAAAGUUAUACAAGUCUUGGAUCGCUUAGAAGUGGUCCAGUUGUAGAAAACAAUAAUAUCUACCUUUGGUACAAAGGUGGAGACCUCUGCACGACAAGUGCUGACAAAACGAUCCAGUCAUCUGCUAAGAUACUGAUGCAAUGUGGUUCGUCGACCGAGUCAUCUCCACAACUCAUCAAUGAAUACUCCAAAACCUGUUUAUACGAGUUUGUCUGGGUUACGAAGUACGCCUGUGCCAUCAACACAGCAAGCGUCAACAUAACAAACGACUGCACUGCUGUCCACCCUCAGACCAAAUACAAAUUUGACCUAAACCCUUUAUCAAGUAAUGGCAUAGAGGUCAAAGAUGAAAGAGGAUAUUAUUAUCUCUUAAGCGUUUGCAAGGUUUUGAACGACAAUAGAGCUAAACCCUGCGGCGCAAGUUCCGGCUCGUGUCAGCUGUCCUACGGAAGUAAAAACGUACACAACAACGCCGGAAACUUCAACAAGCGUCUGUCUUACAACGAUGGUGUGUUGACCCUGAACUACAGUGGAGGGGAUUUAUGUUUCCACUCCAACACACAUCGACAGACGUUGAUUUCGUUCGUUUGUGAUCCCAAGAUGACGAAUGAUCUCGGCAAGCCUGUGUUUGUUGCUGAGACAGAUGACUGUAGUUAUUAUUUCACCUGGCACACCAAGUUGGCUUGUGAGAGAAAGGUUGAGUGCUCUCCCGUGGAAUAUGGAGGUGAUACAAACACCAAGUACAACCUGCAUGACCUGGCCAAUGACCAACAGAACUGGGUGGUGAUGCCCCUGGAUGGCGAUUACAAAGGCUCUACCUUUUACAUCAACAUCUGCCGAUCUCUUGUACCUGUCAGCGGUGUUAACUGUCCAGCAGGAGCUUCAGCUUGUAUGAAAAGUAAAGAUGGCAAGACUGUCCAGAGCCUGGGACGAGCUGUCAGUCCACCAACCGUAAACAAGAACGGAAAGAUUGUCAUCAAGUAUCAAAAUGGCUCAAAUCAGGCCCAGACAACCAUUGAACUGACUUGUAAUCGAGGAUCUCUCGGUAAACCGGUAUUAGUUUCGGUAGACAGCAAGAACUAUGUUUUCAGCUGGGCCACGUUGGCUGCUUGUCCUCAGAAGGAAACUCCUCAGCCUAAUAAAUGCCGUGUUUAUGAUAACAAUACGGAAUACUUCUAUGAUGUCAGCCCUUUGAAAAAAACCCCGAAUAAUUUUAUAUCGCUGACAGCACCAGACGGCUCAAAGGUCUAUGCUUCUGUGUGCGGCAGCCUCGCGAUAAAAGGAUGUAAUGGAGACGGAGCGUGUAAAAUACUUAACAACAAGGCAACAUCUCUCGGCAAAUUCCAGUACAUAAGCAUGGCAUACUUAAAUGAUGAGCAAAUGCUGCUUCUYAAGUACUGCAGUCAAACUUGUACCCAGCAGGGUGCGAAUAAGGUGGUAUCUACGAUAAUGUUUGUUUGUGAUGAGAAUGCCGUCGACCAUGACCAAUAUUCAUUGGACAGUGUUGGGGACGGUGGCGCAAAUAUCAUAUGGAAAACCAAUCUCGUCUGUCCCCCAGCAAGGCAACAAUGUGUCCUCAGUGACAGCGGCUUUUUUUUCGACCUAAAACUUCUCUCAAGCAAAACUAGGAGCUGGCAUUAUACUUCCAGUAAAGGAUACAAGUUUUGGUUGAAUAUUUGUCGAGGGGUUGAAGAUCAGACAGGUUGUCCUCCUUACGCUACUGUUUGUGCUCAACUUGGCGGGAGAGACUCCGAGAUCGUUGCUUUGGGCUACGGCAGAACACAGCAAAUUACAAGAAGCCAUGAAGGCAAUCAGAUACUAGUACGAUACACGGGACAAUCUAACAUCCCUGCCUGCACCAAGAAAGGAAUAUCUGCUGAAGUCACUUUCCAGUUUACUUGUGGAAGGCAUGUUGGAACACCUAAACUUAUCUAUUCCAGUUUUACAGCCUGCUCAUUCACGUUCUCUUGGGCGACUAAAGCUGCCUGUAAAUCAAGACCUAAGGAGCUGAAGAUGUCUGACUGCCAGACGAAACACCCAGUGACAGGUCGUAUCAUAGACUUUAAACAGAUCGAUAAAAGUCCCAAACGCGUCCAAGGAGACAAGGGGCAAGUUUAUUACUUCAGUCUUUGUGGUAAGCUCGGCUCCAGUGCCCCAUCGACGUGCUCUGGUAAAUCCCUAUGUAGAGGAGACCAAGGAUAUAGUGUCUUGUCCAAAACACUUCAUUACGAAGAUUACACCUUCGAGUUGUGGAUCAAAACGACCAGUAAUUGUCCCGCAAGCCCCAAGAAUAAAGAAACAUUUAUUAUUAACUUCCAGUGUUCCGAUAAAAAUGAAAGCCCCGUUUUCGAGUACGCUUCAAGUACGUGCCAUUACGUGUUUUCGUGGUCUACACCGAUAGUCUGUACGAAGGACAAGAGUGGUAACAUAGAUGACAGGACCACAGGAGCUCAGACUGGUUCGUCUUCUGGUAAAAAGGCGGGCAUUGCUGUUGCAGUUAUUUUCACACUACUUGGUGUCGCAGUACUUAUAUUUCUCUUACACAAUCACAGGAGACGAAAUGCACUGCUUGUGUUUGUUCGUUCUAUUGUUAGAAGAAUUCGACGUAAAGGAGGAGUCAAACGCUCAAACGCUGUGUAUAAAUAUCAAAAGAUAACAGUCGAAGACGAAGAGGACAACGAUCUUCUCCUUGGAUUCAGUGACGACGAGGAGGAGCACGAACAUGACCACGAAGAAGACGACGAAGAAAUGCUUACGUUAUGAUAAUGUCAUACAGACAUACAGGCCGAGAUGGACUGGUCCUCAUACCGCUUGGGACUGGUGCCCAGGGUUAAGAGGACUGGUAUCUAGUCAGUGGAGGACUGGGUACAUAAACCGAGAAGAGCCUGGUAACUAGCAUGUGAAGAGAUUAGCAAGACUUACAUCGGCCUUUAAGCAAAAGUUAAGUUUAGUGCACGUUCAUUCACUGAAACCUGUUAGUCACAGAGCAACAGUUUAACCCCUCAGGGGCUCCCAUGGGAGUAUUUUUCCUCACAGUUGUGGUCAAAGUCAUAUUGUGAAGACUUCACGUUCCAGACAUCGCACUGGUUAAGUAUUACUUAUUUGUCAGGGGGGAGGGGUCGGUAAGUAGUUUUCUAAUAAGAUUUUAUUUUCUAGAAAAUUGUUUAGGAAACAAAUUGUGAUAGGGUUUAAUAGUUCGUUUAUAAUUCAAGGGGUAGGGACCAAAGAUAAAAUAGUCCGACAAUUUUACCCAUACCUCCCCUGCUAGUAGUUAAUAGCACGAAAUGAAUUCAGCCAAUCAAUACGUCAAUGACGUCAUAUUUAUAUAAAUACAUUGAUAUAACGAAAAUAUGACGCAAACUUAAAGUCAAGGAUAUGAUUAUCUGUAAAAAAAGUCUAAAAAUGUGUAAAACGACAUGGUUGGGUCUAACCAGUAAAAUCGUACAGGCGUUCCAAUUUGUAAAGCUAGGGAGUUGGGGCGAGGAACAAUGGCAUGGAGCACUUACCCCUAGAUAAUUUCAUCGCACAAGAGAAUACCAGUAUUUUUUUUUUUUUUUUUUUUUGUAUUUCACUGUUUUCUAUUCGUAUUUUUUUAAUUUCAACUUCCUUUGAUUUCAUUGGUACAUCAUUAUUAAGCGAAGUAACCAUUGCAAUCAAUUUGGUUGCACUAUAAGUCAUGAUUAUCAGGAUAAUAUUAACAAUAAUUUAAGUAUUAUUGAAAACGCUUCAUAUGAAUAAUUUAAUUUGUAUGCCGCUUAUUCCAAGAUGGCGCCCGGCCGAGAAAAGCUAGGUCGAAACAAGAGAGCUCGGAAUUUUUAUUAGGGGUUGGUUCACACUUCAACAUAAGCAUUAACAUUAGCAUAAGAAACAUAGUACUAUUGUAAUGCUUAUGCUUAUGCUUAAGUACGUUCGGUUCACACUUUGGAUUUCACAAGCAUAAGCAUAAGCAUAAGAAAAUGGAAAAGUUUCAAUUCCUUAUAAUUUGUGCGAGCUUCACACUUUUCUUACGCUUAAGUUUAUGCUUAUCUUAUUAUCUUAUGUUAAAGUGUGAACCAGCCCUAAAAGUAAGCUUUGCGCAUGCCUUUUAGUGACAUUUGCUAUGACUGUGAAAAGUCACGCCACAUGGCACGGUCAUGGUUUAACCAAUCACAACGCUAGAAAUUACAGCGCUGCAUUUCACGUGAUUUCAAUUGGUAGUCAUUCGAAAAUUACUUCAAUGUAAACUGGUUGGAAAAUUGAAAAUGAUUUCUAAUGCUUUCAUUAAAUAAAGUCUUUGUUAAGAUUC